Messenger RNA from Asparagus officinalis (garden asparagus), 1763 nucleotides. RefSeq names its product probable sugar phosphate/phosphate translocator At1g06470. Lineage: Eukaryota; Viridiplantae; Streptophyta; Magnoliopsida; Asparagales; Asparagaceae. Gene Ontology annotation, biological process: UDP-glucose transmembrane transport. The coding region runs from base 1 to 1353 and encodes 450 amino acids. The record is from RefSeq and is a predicted model, not a curated record. Gene Ontology annotation, cellular component: endoplasmic reticulum-Golgi intermediate compartment; Golgi apparatus; cis-Golgi network. The transcript is spliced from 12 exons. Gene Ontology annotation, molecular function: antiporter activity.
AUGGAGGAAUCCGAAUCAAACGAACCUCAGCUUCAGAUCCCGAGUCCUCCGGCGACGGCGCUGCCGAAAGAACCGUCGUUCCACCCAGUCGAGCCCAGCUCCGCCGCCGAAGAGAAGGAAGAACCCGAGGGUUUUGAUCUCCCGCUGCUUCGAUCUGAAUCGGAGUCAGAGAGCCCUAGAUCCAACGAGUUCAGGCAGCGGAGCGGGAUCGGCAAGGGUUACGCCGCUUUAGAUAUUGGCAUCGGAUUGCGCACCAGCGAAUCCAUGGAUAAGCUCGAUUCUUUGGGGAAUUCCUCGAGCUCGUUUUCGGCUGUAGUAGUACUCAGAACUCUGUUCUUUAUACUUGUUUGGUAUACAUUUAGUACUCUUUUGACGCUGUAUAACAAGACAUUGUUGGGCGAUCAUUUGGGAAAAUUUCCCUUGCCUUUGAUGAUGAAUACCGUCCAUUUUGGGAUGCAAGCUGUGCUGUCCAAUGCCAUUGUUUGUUUCCAGUCGAGGUGUUGUGAGAGCAGUCGGGGCCCGACGAUGACGUGGAAGGAUUAUUUUAUGAGAGUUGUGCCUACGGCAUUGGGAACUGCAUUGGAUAUAAACCUCAGCAAUGCUUCGCUUGUGUUCAUAUCAGUGACAUUUGCGACAAUGUGUAAAUCUGCUUCUCCAAUAUUCCUCCUGGUGUUUGCUUUUGCAUUUAGGCUGGAGAGUCCAAGCAUUAAGCUUCUAGGUAUCAUAUUAGUCAUCUCUGUUGGAGUUCUUUUAACAGUUACCAAGGAGACUCAAUUUGAGUUCUGGGGAUUCCUUUUUGUUAUGCUUGCUGCCGUUAUGUCAGGAUUCAGGUGGUGUAUGACUCAGAUUCUUUUGCAGAAAGAGUCUUAUGGUCUGAGGAAUCCCAUCACUCUGAUGAGCUAUGUCACUCCCGUAAUGGCAGUGACUACUGCAAUUGGCUCACUUGUGCUAGAUCCUUGGCAUAAUCUGAGCGAAAAUAAAUAUUUUGAUAGUUCAACUCACAUUAUAUGGAGUUGCCUGCUAAUGCUUCUGGGAGGAGCAUUGGCAUUUUUCAUGGUUUUAACUGAAUAUAUUCUUGUUUCAGCAACUAGUGCAAUAACAGUAAUGGUUGCUGGUACUGUCAAGGAAGCCGUCACUAUUUUGGUUGCUGUUUUCUACUUCCAUGACCAGUUCACCUUGUUGAAAGGAGCUGGGCUUUUCACAAUAAUGGUUGGGGUUGGUUUAUUCAACUGGUACAAGUACCAAAAAUUAAACAAAGGCCACCAAAGUGGAAAUGGAGAAAUGAACUCAACUUUCAAUGGAGCUGCCAAAUAUGUUAUUCUUGAUGAGGACAUAUUGGAUACUGAUACAUGACAUCAUCCUCUGCAACAUGUUUUAGAAGUAACAGGUAUUUACCUUAAAUGUGAAAUCACAUUCUCAUGAGGAAUAUUUCAUCCAUUUUUCUCCCGUUGGUAUUUACCUCAAAUGUGAGGUAAAAUCACAUGGAAUUCUUAUGGGCUUGCACUACUUCGAUUAAAAUUUUUGAAUAAAGUGUAACCUCAUAAAUGUAUAGAGCUAAAUUACAGUGGACAUCACAAGAAAGCGAAGGUUAUUCGAUUGUUGUAUGUAUGAAAUCCAAAUAUGUUGUAUAUUUGAAAUGUAUUUGUUGUUUAUUUAUUCUCUUGAUCAAUUGAUCUUUCAGAAAGUCAUUUUCUGUAUGUCCGAGGACAACAAUGUACAGAUUGAGAACAUUUUGUAUCCCAUAUAUUUGUCAUUUUGUAUCA